Messenger RNA from Etheostoma cragini (Arkansas darter), 4277 nucleotides. It is a transcript of the gene ipo4, whose product is annotated as importin 4. Gene Ontology annotation, molecular function: nuclear import signal receptor activity; small GTPase binding. The coding region runs from base 388 to 3675 and encodes 1095 amino acids. Gene Ontology annotation, biological process: protein import into nucleus. Gene Ontology annotation, cellular component: cytoplasm; nucleus. NCBI's taxonomy places the organism in Eukaryota, Metazoa, Chordata, Actinopteri, Perciformes, Percidae. The record is from RefSeq and is a predicted model, not a curated record. The transcript is spliced from 30 exons.
GCACACUGAUAGCAGCAGGUCCCUUUAACUCAACUCACAUGGAACUCCUGGCCGGUUCUGCUCCGCGUGCUGGCAGUUGAAGUCUAAACGGACCAGACCGAGCCAGGGGGUUCGAAUCUGUUAGACUCUACUUUUCGGCUUGAUAGCUUCAUGUGUAUCCGACAUUUUAAAAAAGAUUUCUUUUACAGCAAACUCGGUAGCUAGUGAGAAGACCAGCCCAGGGAGGUUCUUUUUACAUAUUUGACAGCUGUAACAUACUUGGGACACCGUUGACAACACAGAAGGACAACUCGUAACGCUAUAUCUAAACCGGUUAAUUAGAAAUAUUACCGCUAACGGUCACAACAGGUUAACUAAAGGUGGCAACAUUAGCUCUGAGCUGUCAAGAUGACUGAGGAACUCGAGCGAAUUCUAUUACAGCUGACACAGCCCGACAAUGCUGCCAUUCAGCAGGCCACCGCCCAGCUGAAACAGGCUUUCAAAGACCCAGCCAUAAUACCAGCACUGUGUGCUGUCAUGAGUGGCUCCCAAAACCCUCAGAUCCGUCAGUCAGCUGCAGUGAUGCUGAGGAUGAGAGUGAAGAAACACUGGAAGAAGAUUAUCCCUAAUGAUAGAGAAAGCCUUAAGGCAGUGGUGCUGCAGGCCUUCAUGCAGGAAACUGAGCACACAGUGCAACAUUCACUCUCCCAACUGUGCGCAGUUAUGGUCAAACAUGAAACACCAGACCGCUGGCCAGCCCUGUUGGAGUUUCUCAAUCAAUCCACCAAAAGCAGCAACCCUCAUGAACGACAGGUUGGCCUCCUGCUGCUCAAUAAGGUGAUGGAGUCCAACCCUGAGCCUUUCAAGCCUCACUACUGCCAGCUGUUACAGCUGUUUAGUACCGUACUGCAGGACCACAACAACCCGACAGCUUUGUACUACUGCAUCCUUGCCCUUACAGCCAUAACUGCAUACACUGGCUCAGAGGAGAUGAACCAGAUGCGUUCUAUUAUCCCAAGUCUGAUUGCCGCUUUGAAAAACCUCAUCAAGGCAGAUCAGGGCCAAGCCAGUGAGGCCAUGGAGGUGUUUAAUGAGCUCAUGGAGAGUGAGGUGUCCAUCAUCGUCCCUCAUGUUUCUGAGAUUGUUCUUUUCUGCUUGGAGGUGGGCAGUGACACAACACUGAGUGACUCCCUGCGAGUGAAAGCACUCUCUUGUAUUGCCUUCCUCAUCAAGCUGAAGAGCAAGACGGUGCUGAAGCAGAAGCUGUUGAACCCCAUCCUGCAGACUAUUUUCCCUGUGCUGACUGCAGCUCCCCCCCCUGGGGAGCAUGACCCGGAGGAUGUGGAGGAUGACAGCGGAGACGGCACGGAUAAUGACAAUCCCAAACACUGUGCUGCUCAGAUAAUUGACACUAUGGCCCUCCACAUGCCCCCAGAGAAACUGUUUCAACAACUGAUGCCUUUUGCCAAGACCUGCCUUGCCAGUGAAAACCCCUAUGAUAGGAAGGGGGGUCUCAUGUGUCUUGCUGUGCUGGCUGAAGGAUGUGCUGACCACAUACGCACCAAGUUGCUGUCAUCAGUGCUGCAGACGGUGUACCAGAGUCUCUCUGACAGUAAUCAGGUGGUGCGCAGUGCUGGCCUUUUUGCCCUGGGACAGUUCUCUGAACAUUUACAGCCUGAAGUGAGCAAGUACUGUGCAGAGUUGAUGCCUUUGUUGCUGGGUUACCUUUCGUCCUUGAACCAAGCCAAGGUUGGUCAUGUCACCAAGGCCUUUUAUGCACUGGAGAACUUCAUGGAGAACUUGGGAGCAGAUAUUGAGCCCUACCUGCCCACCCUCAUGGAAACUAUGUUGUCUGCCCUUAACAACACGGAAAACCUCAAGAUAAAAGAGCUGGCUGUGUCUGCUAUAGGUGCCAUAGCCAAUGCCGCCAAGGAGCUGCUGGUUCCCUACUUCCCUCCAGUUAUUGAAAGCCUGAAGGGCUUCCUGACUACCACCACAGAGGAAAUGAGGUCUCUGCAAACUCAGUCCUUGGAUACGCUCUCUGUGCUUGCCCGUACCAUUGGCAAAGAUGUCCUCAGUCCUCUUGCUGCGGAGUGUGUUCAGUUGGGCCUCAACCUCACCGACACCAUUGAUGACCCUGACUUGAGACGCUGCACGUACGGUCUCUACUCUGCUCUAUCCACAGUCAACCCGGACUGCCUGACUCCUCACCUCCCGGCCAUCACAACCGUUAUGCUGCUCGCCCUCAAGUCCAAUGAAGGCAUUACGGCCCACAUUGAGGAGGACAAGACAUUCGUCCUGCUGGAUGAUGACGAUGAUGACGAUAAUGAAGGACAAAAAGAUGCCAAUGAAUUUCUGGAAGAUGAGCCGGACAGCGAUAUCCAUGAUUUUGCAGGGUUUAGUGUGGAAAAUGCCUACAUCGAUGAGAAGGAAGAUGCCUGUGAUGCACUGGGAGAGAUUGCAUUCAACACUGGUGCUGCCUUCCAGCCCUUCUUGGAGUCCAGCUUUCAGCAGGUUUACGAGCUGAGAGAUUUUCCCCACGAGGAUGUCCGCAGGGCAGCAUUUGGAGCCUUGGGCCAGUUUUGUCGAGCUCAGCAUCAAGUGUGGAAGGAGAAUCCCACUGAGGCCAACCACCAGGCCCUACUGAAGUUGCUGGAUGUGGUGCUUCCUUGCUUCGUGGAAACAGUGCGAACAGAGCAUGAGCGUCAGGUUGUGAUGGGUGUUCUGGAAACCAUGAACAAUGUCAUAAAGUCGUGCAAGGGGGAGGCUUUCAAAAGCCCUCUACGUCUAAAGGAGAUCAGCCAUGUCAUCCGUGACGUGCUGAAGAAAAAGACCGUUUGUCAGGAUGGUGCUGGUGGUGGUGAUGAAGCUGAUGAUGAAGACCAACAGUGCUUUCUGAUUCAGGCAGAGUACGAUGCUAUGCUCCAGGAGUUUGCCGGGGAGGGAAUUCCUCUGCUGGCCUCUUCUGUGCCUGCAGACAACUUUGCCCCUUUCCUUAAUGACCUGCUGCCUCUCCUCAUGAGCAAAGCUAAAUCCACGUGCACAGUGGCUGACCGCUCCUUCUCUGUGGGUACCAUUGGAGAAAUCCUGCAGUCCCUUAUGAGUGUGUCCGGGGGCCAGGGAGUGGCCGGCCGACUGUCCAAUCGUUUGCUUCCUGUGUUGGUAGCUGGAGUGAGGGACAGUGAUCCCGAGGUUCGCAACAACAGCGUGUUUGGACUGGGAUGUCUGGCCCAGGCAACUGGACCCAUCGGUGUAUCAGACUAUCCCAUGAUGCUGUCGGUGUUUUCCAACAUGCUGACCAAAGAGACAGACCUCCGGGUGAUUGACAACCUGUGUGCCGCGCUCUGCAGGAUGAUCAUGAGCAACGUGGAUGCUGUCCCUCUGGAGCAGGUUGUGCCUGCUCUGGUAGCUCGUCUUCCCCUCAAAGAGGACUUAGAGGAGAACAAGACCGUGUUCAACUGCCUGGCUAUGCUCUACACCAAAACUCCUGCUCUGGUUGUGCAGCUAAUGAAGCCCAUAGUUGCUGCUUCCAGUCAUGUGCUUGGAAACAAGAAUGUUGAUGAAGAAACCCAGAACACUUUGGCCAUGCUGAUAAAACAAUUUGCACUGCAGCACUCUGCGGACUUCCAAAAGGCUGUGACCUCACUUCCUGGAGAGCAGCAGGCCAAACUCAGUGUAGCCGUCUCUUCCUCAUAGCCCACACAUCCUUCCACUCUUGUGUAAUAGCCAGUCAAAAAAUACAUUUUUAUACUGUAGGUAGAAAAUGGGACAGUUCUUUGUGGUGUAAAUGAUCUAAGCACCUCAAGUAUUCUACUAGUUAUUAGCACAUUUGGCAGUUAUGCCUCCAAGUAUUAACUUUUAAUUUAUUUGCUUAAACACAUGCUAUGUUGUUUUAUUAUUUUAAGAGUUAUGUACUGUUUACCAUCCUGUAUUGUUAGCAUUGUAUUUUGUUUCCUGGUUAAUUCUGUAACGUGCUACUAUGAAUUGCUACUGUCCCAUUUCUGCCACUGUUUGGACUGACUUCUGGCUUUACUUUUUGAGUAUAAAACAAUGAACUCGAUCACCUGAUAAAUGUAAUUUUGUGUUCCAAUUUUCAGUGGACUUCAAAUGUUUUUAUCUCCAUGUGUUUUCUCUUAGCAUUGCCUUACUUAGUGUUGUAUCUGCUGCUUACAAAGGAUCUUCUAAGUGGUAAACUGCAGCCAUGUGUUGUGUACUCUGGCAGAAAUACAGCAAUGAGAACCCCCAGAAGUACCCGACUAACUGAAUACACUAAGCUAAUGCAUCACAUUCAUUAUUAU